Messenger RNA from Entrophospora sp. SA101, 954 nucleotides. Lineage: Eukaryota; Fungi; Glomeromycota; Glomeromycetes; Entrophosporales; Entrophosporaceae. The record is from the annotation of a GenBank genome assembly.
AUGUCUUCAUCCAGCACUAACUCUUCUGACGACGAUAAAUCUAAAGCAAAAGUCAGAAUAUUCAUUCGUUCGCCAACAACACUAAUACCUGAGGGAUUUUCUGUAUUAGCAAAUCUUGACUCGUCGGUUCUUUUUUUGAAGCAAUCAAUUUUUGAGACACAUCCCUCAAAGCCUAACAUAAAAGACCAAAAGUUAAUUUAUAGAGGAAAAGUUUUAAAAGACUCGGAUCUUGUUAUCAAUGUAUUGCAAGAAGGGUUGUCAACCGAUCAAACUUUCCAUUUAGUUGUAAAACCCUCGUUUCAAACCAUUGCCGAGACUACUGGGAUGCCAAUAAGACCACCUAGUUCCAACGCAGUACCUACCACUACCACUGCGACAGCUCAAAACAUUCGGUUUCCUCAAAAUCAAACUUUACAUCCAGUUCAAAAUUCUAGUAUGCUUAUUAAUGGAAAUAACCUCCAACAACCUCCAGCAUACUUUUAUCCUAAUGUUCCUCAAUAUCAAUACUUUGUUCCUCCUACACUAGAUCCUUCACAAAUUCAAGGGCAACAAAAUGCAACUAUAUUUAAUCAACAGCAAGAAGGAAUGGCAGCUCAGAUGCACAAUCCUUUUGUUAUGGGAUUUCCAUUACAAUAUUAUGUUAUGAUAAAUGGAAUGCCUCAUUUAAUACAAAUGCCAUUUCCUAAUCCACAACCUCAAUUAUACCCAUAUCCACAACAAUAUCAAUUUAUAAAUCAACAACAAAUGGGUAUAGCGCCUGCACAACAACCUUUAAAUGCCCCUCAACUUCAUGAACAACAAGAUAUUGGAGCAAGAAAUCAAAGGCGAUUGGCCAUACAAGAAAAUAAUAGACCCACAACUUUACAAGAUAUUGAGCAUGCAUUGUGGACUUUUGUAACAUCUUUAAUACCAUCCAAUCCACCUGAUGUCAUGCAACAAGAUGAUAUGAUGUAA